Molecule: messenger RNA, 1198 nt
Organism: Opisthorchis viverrini
Lineage: Eukaryota; Metazoa; Platyhelminthes; Trematoda; Opisthorchiida; Opisthorchiidae
Exons: 3
Coding region: 1-1191 (396 amino acids)
Biological process (GO): microtubule-based process
Cellular component (GO): cytoplasm; nucleus
Source: RefSeq, a predicted model, not a curated record
AUGAUUCAGGACUCAAGUACAGUUGUUGAACUAGCUUCCCCAUCCAUUUCCGCUCGCUUCAUUUUGCCUACCUCUGUUGAUCCAGAAACCGCUGCUGCUGGGGUUGCUCAUUUCCUGAUGGCAGACCUUACUGUAGGUAGCAGCUCAUCUACAUUGGCUGAUGCCUCGUUAGAUGAUGGUGGACCAUGGUUGCGUGCCUGCACUAGGAGACGCCGAGAAAAGUCGGGUGCUAAACUAAAACCCGUGCUCCGUUGCUCGACAGCACAACGACCUGAUGGCCGCCGACCUCCAGCGGGACUUUCUGACCUUGUGGAAGACGAUGACAUCGAAACUUUGAAAUCGAAAUUUGCCUCAACCCGAGCCUACUUCCUGAACUCAGAUAACGGCACUCACUUUUUGGACACGCUACUAGCUGAUCUUCGUGAAGCUUUCUGUGACAUACCCCUGGAUGAACGAGAUAGUAUAGAUGUCCUUUGUCUGGGCCUAGGCAAUCCCGCUGUGGAUCGUGCAAGUUUGCGACAGUUGGCUGUAUUGGAUCUGCUAAUUGAACGAGAUCCCCGUUUAACUCGGUCCCGCACACAACUCUACGACCCAGUUUUUAGAUCCGUAUCGCGUCAGUUCAUUCACCAUUUAGGUAUGAAAGUUAUUCAACGUAACGAAGAAGCCUGUUACCAGUUGGACCCCAAUCGCCAUCAUUUGGUCAUACUACCCCAUUGUGCCCCAGUUUUGAUCAACAACCUGUUGUUCACCAAUUGGACUCUGGAUGUGAUCAGCCGUUUGGUACUGUUCUCCAAUGGUUGGAAGCAAGUUCGGUGUGAACUACUGGCGUCUGGAGAACCGGAGAGUUUGAUCGCAGAGGAGCUGGUUUACAUUCAUACCCUGGAACCUCUCGUCACCGUAGGCUGUUGCAACUGUCCGGUGCGAGCGAAACGGCGUGGCGGUUCCAAGAGGACUGAAGAGUUCGACUUUGAGGGAAUGCGUGUACAGUGGUUCCGUCGCACGAACCUGCUGAGUCUUCCCUCAGGAACAUGGACCAUCCGGUCCCCCAAUAAAUCAGGACAUUCCUCGAAUUCGACAGAAGGAUCGGAUCUGGUACAUCCGAAGACCGUUGCCAGAAAUGAUCGAUUUUAUGCUGACCUCAUUGACCAGCAAACAGUCUCUCAUUUUGUCGAUACAUUGUCGGCUGAAUAAAAUUUUG